UGCUUCCUUCUCGUUCUCGUGUGUUUUGCGCAGGAGCACUUGCAAGGAAUGAACAGCAUUGAAGAAUUUUCGCGGCCUUAGGAGUGGACUUCACACGCUGAACUUCUGGCCUUUGUGGAUAGCUAGCUCUACAGCUUUGGGUCAGUGUUACCUGCAUUCCCGAGUCAUCAAAGGUCCCAUUGGUGCUAUGUGGAAAUAGAACUGCUGAUAAGGUGAAGCCGUGCUGUAGGUGUUCUCAUGAACGUUCCCAUGCGGCAGCUCUGACUGAUGCUUUGCCUCUCCGAAUGAGAGAACCUGAAGGACCAGCCGUCUAAGAGUGUUGCAGAGUAACCAACCAAAAACCAUGGCAUAUUCCAUUUAUGGCAGCCUUAACCGCGCUCAGCUCACCUUCGAGUACCUGCACACUAACUCGACAACUCACGAGUUCCUUUUUGGAGCAUUGGCUGAGCUUGUUGACAACUCAAGGGAUGCAAAUGCCACAAGAAUCGACAUAUACACAGAGAAGAGGCCGGAGCUGAGAGGAGGCUUCAUGCUCUGCUUCCUAGAUGAUGGAACAGGAAUGGACCCAGGUGAAGCCACACACGUCAUACAGUUUGGCAAAUCCAGCAAGAGGUUUCCCGAGUCCACCCACAUAGGCCAAUACGGAAACGGUCUCAAAUCGGGCUCCAUGCGUAUGGGAAAGGAUUUCAUCCUCUUCACCAAGAAGGAGGGCAAACUCUCCUGCCUCUUUUUGUCCCGCACAUUUCACGAAGAGGAAGGCUUGGAUGAGGUCAUUGUUCCGCUGCCAAGCUGGGAUGCCCAAACUAAGCAGCCGCUUACUCAAGACCCCGAGAAGUUUGCCAUCGAAACAGAGCUGAUCUACAAAUACUCCCCUUUCAAAACAGAAGAGCAACUCUUCAGCCAGUUCAAGAAGAUUGAAGGGAAGAGUGGCACGUUGGUUGUGAUUUAUAACUUGAAGCUGAUGGACACCGGGGAUACGGAGCUGGACGUCCAGACAGACCACCAGGACAUCAUCAUGGCCGGAGUGCCCUCCGAGGGAGUUAAGCCUGAGCGGCGGUCGUUCCGGGCGUAUGCUGCCGUGCUGUACAUUGACCCCCGCAUGAGGAUCUUCAUACAGGGACACAAAGUCAGGACGAAGAGGCUCUCCUGUUGCCUCUACAACCCUAGAGUGUACAAAUACACAUCAACGCGUUUCAAGACGCGUGCGGAGCAGGAGGUGAAGAAGGCUGAUCAUCUUGCGAAGAUUGCUGAGGAGAAAGCCAGAGAAGCAGAGAGCAAAGCCAGGGCCUUGGAGGCCAAGCUGGGAAACGACCUGUCCAGAGAGGCCAGGGCGUCUCUACGUAAAGCUCAGGACACGGCUGGAGCGGUCCGCGCGGACGCCAACACCAAGAGAGCCAUCCACGCCUCGAAACAGAAAGCCCUGAAGGAGCCCAAAGAGCUGAACUUCAUCUUCGGCGUGAACAUCUCGCGGCGGGACCAGGACGGCAUGUUUGUCUACAACUGCAGUCGGCUCAUUAAGAUGUACGAGAAGACGGGGCCGCAGCUCGAAGGAGGCAUGGCGUGUGGCGGUGUGGUUGGUGUCGUGGACGUGCCCUAUCUAGUUUUGGAGCCCACUCACAACAAACAAGACUUUGCUGAUGCGAAGGAGUACCGGCAGCUCUUGCGAGCCAUGGGAGAGCAUCUGGCUCAGUACUGGAAGGACAUCGCUAUUGCUCAGAAAGGAAUCGUGAAGUUCUGGGACGAGUUUGGCUACCUGUCGGCUAAUUGGAACGCCCCUCCGGCCACCGACCAGCGGUACAAGAGGCGCCGGGCCAUGGAGAUCCCAGUCACCAUCCAGUGCGACAAAUGUCUGAAGUGGCGGACGCUGCCGUUCCAGAUGGAUGCGGUGGACAAGCGCUACCCCGACAGCUGGGUCUGUCUCAUGAACCCAGACGGAACGCAAGACAGGUGUGACGCCCCUGAGCAGAAGCAGAAUCUACCGGUGGGCAUUCUGAGGAAAGACAUCAAGACAGCUGAGGAGAAGCAGAAGGAGCUGACCGACAAAAUCCGCCAACAGCAGGAGAAACUGGAGACCUUACAGAAAACCUCCACAGUUAAGUCUGCUGCUGACGUGAGACAGCUCCCUCUGGAGGUCAGCAUCAAGCCGGCAGAGGAGCGCAAUGCACAGGGUACCCGCUCGUCUCAGCGUACCGCCACCACCCGGCCUCGCUCUCCCCCGCUGCCUGCCGUGGUCCAAAGGGCUGCCGCCGCUGCUGCCUCCAAGUCGUCCCCUCCAGCCCGCUCCACGCGGGGGGCCCCCCCACCUCCUCCAGCCAGGUCGAAACCUCCGCCCCCGCCUCCUGCGCCGGCCAGGCCCUCACCCAGGGCGGCCGCCAGGUUGCCCCCCAAGCCGGCCCCCACCCCCACCCCCAGCCCGUCCUCCAGAGCCGCCGCUGCUCGGAGGACGAGUCGAGUAGCCGCUUCCUCGUCCAAGUCCCCCAGCAGAACCCCAGUAAGAACGGCACCGAAACGAGGAGCAGCCACAGCCACAGCCACCCCGAAGGGCCGAGGAAAACAGAUGGAUGAUGAAGAUGAGGAGGAAGAGGAAUCAGAAGAAGAGGAGGAGGAAGAAGAAGAAGAAGAGGAGGAGGAGGAGGAGGAGGAAGAUGAAGAAGAGGAGGAGGAGGAAGAUGAGGAGGAGGAGGAGGAACCAGUACCCAAGAAAACCAAGAUGGCCGCUCCAAUGCAGAGGGGAGCCAAAGCUGUGGAGAAAGCCAAAGCACCGAACAAACAGGAGAUGGAGGUCAACAGCAGCAGUCUUGCUGAUGAAGGCGUCAAGAGAAGCGUGAAGGAUGCUCAGAAAGAUAAGGGCAUGCUGGUGGAGGCCAAGGUGAAUGGCGAGUGGUUCACUGGGAAGGUGGUCGGUGUGGAGACGAGCAAGGACACCGUACGCUGGAAGAUCAAGUUUGACUACGUGCCCAGGAACACGCCCAAAGACCGAUGGGUUUUUAAAGGGGGCGAUGACGUGCGUCUCAUGCGGCCCGCCUCCCCGGAGUCUCGCAGUCCGGACACCAAUCAGACGCCAGUGCGCUCUGUGACUCCUCCCACGGCGGCCGAGCCAGACACCACACAGAGUGGCCCGAGCAAGGAGACCACUGACGGUCUCGUCAACAUGACUAGAUCACUGCUACGGUAUUUUUUCCCUCCUGAUUUCCGAAUCGCUAAGGAGUCUCUGAACAAUAUGACCGCCGAAGACCUAGUGGCUUUCCCCACUACGGAGUAUUUCCAGCAGUAUGAGGUGGGCCUGCAGAAGCUGUGCAACUCUUACCAGAGCCGCGCAGAGUCCCGGGCCAAAGCCAACGAGGAGAAGAGCAGCAGCGCCGAGGUUAAACUGGCCGAGGCGGAGGAGAAACUUCGCAAGCUGCGCACCAACAUCGUGGCCCUGCUCCAGAAAGUCCAGGAGGACAUUGAGAUCAGCAGCGAUGAUGAGUUGGAUGCGUACAUCGAGGAUCUUGUCACCAAAGGGGAGUGAGGAGGCUUGAUCUCAGACCUACACCUGUUUUCCGCAUUCCCAUUCAUCUUCGUUUUUGUAAAUUCCAUACGUUCAGAAGUCGUCUUUUUUUUGUCCUUUAGCCUUUCUUUUAUCCCUAGUUAAAGACGGUGAGUGGGGAUGGGAACUCUGGUAUAUAUUUUUUUUUCUUCUACUGAAAAUGUAUUCACCUUUAUAGUACCUUAAAAAAACAUUCUUCCACGGAGCACUAACGCAAGAGACUGUAAACUCUGUCAGAAGAUUGAUCUCCUGGUGAUUUUGACCCUGCUAAAGGCACAUAAUAUGACAAAGUUCUAAGUCUGUUUUAUAUUUUUACGGUUUGUUCUUAAAACAUGUAUCAUAUGGCUUAUAUGGGAUUCACAAUAAAUCCUUUAAUCUGUGAAAUGAUGUUUAUACCAGUUCUCUUGAAACGUUUAAUUAAAGCCACAACUACAGUACAACAGGAGUCUGCCUCAAAAAAAAUAAAAGUCUCCAGCAAUA
Molecule: messenger RNA, 4009 nt
Organism: Engraulis encrasicolus (European anchovy)
Lineage: Eukaryota; Metazoa; Chordata; Actinopteri; Clupeiformes; Engraulidae
Gene: morc2
Product: MORC family CW-type zinc finger 2
Exons: 28
Coding region: 344-3511 (1055 amino acids)
Cellular component (GO): nucleus
Molecular function (GO): zinc ion binding
Source: RefSeq, a predicted model, not a curated record